AUGCACAAGAGUAUUUUAAUGUUACUACUUCUUUCAUUGAAUGCAAAAGCUGAAGAUUUGCCAACUUCUUCUUCACAAGAUGUUGUUAGCAGUUUUCAACCAAGCCUUGCUGUUGUUAUCGGUGUCCUCUUUAUCAUGUUUUCACUAACUUUUCUUCUACUCCUCUAUGCCAAGUUUUGUCAUACGGCAUCUUCUCAUAUUCAGGCUGAUGGAGGACUUGUUCGAUCAGUGUCUCGUUCCUCAGGUAUCGAUAAAACUGUGGUGGAAUCACUCCCUUUUUUCAGAUUCUCUUUACUGAGAGGAUCAAAACAAGGACUUGAAUGUUGUGUUUGUUUAUCAAAAUUUGAAGAUAUUGAAAUUCUUAGACUGAUUCCAAUGUGCAAACAUGCAUUCCAUAUUAACUGUAUUGAUCAAUGGCUGGAAAAACAUUCAACCUGCCCUCUUUGCAGGCAUAAGAUAAGUUGUGAAGACCUUUCAUUGCUUACAUAUUCAGAUAGUUUGAGAUUCUUGGGGAGUCAGUCUGAGGAGCUAGUAAGAGAUGACGAAUCAAACUUGGAAAUCUAUAUUGAAAGGGAGGAAAAUGGAACCGAAGAGUUGCCAAUACAAGAAAAAGAACUACACAGGUUCAAUCAUAGGAUCAUAGUAUCAGAUGUUGUAUUCAAGAAUCGAUGGAGCAAUGUCACUUCUUCAGACCUGAUAUUCUUGAAUUCAGAAAUGCUUAAUGGCAUGACAAGCAAUAGAUUCUCAUCAAUGGAUAGAAAUGCUGAGCAAUCCACAGUGAUAGAAGAAGAGCAAUCGAUCAAUAUCAAGGAUGAAAAGAGAUCCAUGUCAGAAAUUAUAGUGUAUUCAAGAUUCAACAACAGGAAUCGAGAGCUUUCAGUUCGGGAUGAAAGGAGGAGGAAACUUUGGCUUCCAAUUGCAAGGAGAACAGUCAAGUGGUUUGCUAAUAGGGAAAGAACAGAAAACACAACACAAACACUAAAUGUAUAGAAGAUUAAUUCCAGUCAUGCACAU
Molecule: messenger RNA, 1014 nt
Organism: Solanum stenotomum
Lineage: Eukaryota; Viridiplantae; Streptophyta; Magnoliopsida; Solanales; Solanaceae
Product: putative RING-H2 finger protein ATL12
Exons: 2
Coding region: 1-990 (329 amino acids)
Source: RefSeq, a predicted model, not a curated record